GCAGCCCUCAGUGCCGUCCGGGCUGAAAGCAUCGGAGCUAUUUCAGACACAUUAAAAGGAUCACAGUCAGUACCUCAGCUGGUGGAAGAAGGUGCCUCUUUCAGCAUCGAAAGGAGGUGCACAUACUUGACGGGAUAAGCCUCUGUCUUAAAAAUGUCAAAACAGCCAGCAUCACAUGUCAAAGCCAUCCAGGCUAAUAUUAACAUCCCAAUGGGAGCAUUUCGACCUGGUGCAGGGCAUCCUCAUAAAAGAAAAGAACUUACACCUGAAGAAGUGGAGGAGAGUGCUCCUGCUUCAACAGAGGAGGAGAAAGACAAGAAACAUCUCCCAGGAGCUAAGAAACUUCCAGGUCCUGCUGUCAACUUGUCAGAGAUUCAGAACAUAAAGAGUGAGCUGAAGUUUGUCCCCAAAGCUGAACAGUAGCUGGAACAAGCAGGUGAGUAAAAGAG
This is a messenger RNA of Pterocles gutturalis (yellow-throated sandgrouse), 449 nucleotides long. RefSeq names its product small muscle protein, X-linked (gene SMPX). NCBI's taxonomy places the organism in Eukaryota, Metazoa, Chordata, Aves, Pterocliformes, Pteroclidae. The coding region runs from base 154 to 423 and encodes 89 amino acids. The transcript is spliced from 4 exons. Gene Ontology annotation, cellular component: muscle tendon junction; M band; costamere. The record is from RefSeq and is a predicted model, not a curated record.